AUGCGGUGUGGUAAAAUAUGUAGCCUUGUUUAUGUCAACUUCUUGUGUAACAAACCCCUUUCUUUUGAUUUUUUUUUGUGUGUUACUUAUACUUCCUGCGCAUUUUUUUUUUGCCUUUUCUAUCGUAUUCCCCACAAGAUCGGUUACUUCACAAUAGCAACAUUUCGCUUCCACUGGGAGAAGCAGUGGUUUAGUGCCAUGUGGCGCGAAAAGUGGGAUAUGUGCUGCGAAGGCAUUUCAACUCUUUGGACCGUUGGGGGACGGCUGCGGAACGUUUACAACAGUUCAAAGAGCGAGGCGGAAAGGCGAAGGGACGUUUGGUCCACAUUGCUCUGCACAGCCACAUUUGCCAUGACAGCUGUGGCCUUUGCGGCGAUUGAUGCGCACGGUGGUGUGCCACCGGUAGUGUGGAACGUGUUGGGUGGAGCAAAACGUUUGUUGAGGCGCUAA
Messenger RNA from Trypanosoma brucei brucei TREU927, 450 nucleotides. RefSeq lists its product as hypothetical. Lineage: Eukaryota; Euglenozoa; Kinetoplastea; Trypanosomatida; Trypanosomatidae. The record is from RefSeq and is a predicted model, not a curated record. The coding region runs from base 1 to 450 and encodes 149 amino acids. The transcript has a single exon.